AGUCGGUAAGGUAGAUCCUAGCCUUUACCGGCCGCUCUCGGUCCGCUCAUCCGACAGCACUCAUUCUUUCCUCGGCGGAGAGAUCCGUGCACAUGGUUUUUCGAAUUGCGAUUGCGAAUCGUUGACAGGCGGGAUGAGGGAGAGAAACGGAGAACGAACAACGGACUAAUCUUGUCGACGACACCGAGUCGACUCGCUUCUCCGUGUUGGAUUUGAGCGAAUAUUUGUUGUUCAUUUAUGACUGCACGUCUCAUGCGCCGCACGCGUCCCAUCGCUCGAUCGCACAGGUGACGUCGGAAAAAAAGUCUGUCUCCACGCGCUCCGCGGACGCGGGGUCAAUCCGCGGGGCACGCGUCUCACGACGUCUCAACGCGGAACGUUAUGACGAUGGACGUUGCACGUUGUUGCUCCUCGCGGACGCGCGUUAUUGUAGCGUGAUGUGAAUACUCGAUCUAGUCCGCCGCGGUAACAUCAGCCGCGAGAGCAAAAGAUUUCCUUGUGACUUCUCUGUUACCCCCGGUGUCCCCGCGUUCUCCUCGCAUCCUCGGCCAAGUGUAACCGUCUAAUUCUGCGUUAUCGUUGAUAAAUGAGAUUGUAGAUGUUUAUCUUGAGAGAUUCUCAUAUUGGACGAGUAAAAUCCUUCAGACUUUAUUCAGUUUUUCAGAAACGUUACCUUCUUUAGAUAUUCUAUAUCAGUGUUUUUUUAGGUAUAUGACUAUAGAUUUUUGUGUAUACAAAGGUGGAAAUGUUAAUGAUUACCUUUAUGUUUGAUAAAAGAUACAAUAGUUCACUAAAUAGCAAUUUCAACGAUGGAUUAUGAUUAUAUGCCCUUUCAUAGGGAGAAAGACUUCCAUAAUAGAUGCUGUGGUGGGAAGCUCUGGUGUAUCAAGGAUAUAUGUGGUAUCAUAUGUGCGGUAUUAACAUGCUUAAACAUGGCCAUUUUCCAAUCUCUAGCAUUCCUGGCCUUUGCAUCACAUUUAAGAACCAUGUUUACAGAUCCGGGUGCGGUACCAAAAGGCAAUGCAACAAAAGAGAUGAUACAACAAAUGGGAUUUAGAGAUGGACAAGUUAUUUUUAAGUGUCCGAAAUGUUGUUCUAUUAAGCCUGACAGAGCCCAUCAUUGCUCUGUUUGUCAAAGAUGCAUCAGGAAAAUGGAUCACCAUUGUCCAUGGGUUAAUAAUUGUGUAGGGGAGAAUAAUCAAAAAUAUUUUGUGCUUUUUACUUUUUAUAUAGCAGGAAUAUCAUUGCAAUCCCUAUUUCUGUGUAUACAACAAUUUACUACGUGUGUCAGACAAGAAUGGAGGGAAUGCUCCACGUUCAAUCCGCCGGCAACGGUGGUAUUAUUGUUAUUUUUGGCGUUCGAGGCACUUUUAUUUGCCGUUUUUACCGCUGUGAUGUUAGGCACGCAAUUGCAAGCCAUUUGGAAUGACGAAACUGGUAUAGAACAACUUAAAAAGGAGGAAGCUAGGUGGGUUCGUAAUAGCAGAUGGAAGUCAAUUCAAGCAGUUUUUGGAAGAUUUUCGAUAGCUUGGUUUUCUCCUUUUACUUCGCCUCCUAACGCGAAAACGAAAUUAGAUUCUUAUCUAUAUUCUGUUUAAAUUAUAUUUUGAUACAUAUAACCAUGACUUACCUAUAUACAGGAAUAUUUAAAAUAUAUAAGUACUAAUGAUGUUCGAUUAGCAUACAGGCUAAUUACAGGAAUUGAGACGGACUAUAACUCUUCCUUUAAACGAAGAGAAGUGAUAGAGAAUUUUGUAUAAGUUUUAAAAUUAUUUCAUAUACAAAGAAAGAUUUAUAUUCCAGUUUAUAAUGUUGAGAAUCUUCAAUUCUCAAGUUUAAUAUGUUAUUUUUUCAGCUUCUUGUUUACAAAAAAAUAUUUUUUGUGAUAAUA
Messenger RNA from Pogonomyrmex barbatus (red harvester ant), 1891 nucleotides. Its product is annotated as palmitoyltransferase ZDHHC3. Gene Ontology annotation, molecular function: palmitoyltransferase activity. Lineage: Eukaryota; Metazoa; Arthropoda; Insecta; Hymenoptera; Formicidae. The record is from RefSeq and is a predicted model, not a curated record.